Messenger RNA from Trematosphaeria pertusa, 1756 nucleotides. RefSeq lists its product as uncharacterized. Lineage: Eukaryota; Fungi; Ascomycota; Dothideomycetes; Pleosporales; Trematosphaeriaceae. The transcript has a single exon. The record is from RefSeq and is a predicted model, not a curated record. Bases 68 to 1648 code for a protein of 526 amino acids.
CUCCAGUUCCUCUCUUCAGUCCUCCAAACCCCUCCCACGCCAAACCUCCCACAGUGUCAUCCAAGCCAUGCCGCCAUUCCUAGACCGUGUCCAGCUGGACCACGCGCUGCACAAUCAAGCCGUGCCCCUUCUCGAGGCGAUCGCUGCAAACGACCAUCUGCGCAACCGUUCCCUCAGGCGCUUCGAGCGCGACGAUCCGCCCCCCUAUGCCGAAUCGACAGAGUCCGAAGAGUUCGACGAUGCACCACCACCGCCCCUUCGCGGCGAGCUGCCAGAAGAGCUGCAGGCCAUCAUGGACCGACCUAUCUGCACCGACGAACUGAAGCGAUAUGGCUUAGAAUCCACGCUGCAACCCGGCGACUUCUACUACUCAGAGGCGAUGCUCGAGAAAUCCCGCGUGACUCGCUACAGGGCGAACAACAUAUUUCGAGGAGUGGAGGGCUCUCGGCGGCUGGGAGUCCUCGUUCGUCACAAUGUCAAGCGCCGCUGGGAGAAACUUGGUGUCUGGAAUCCCGAGUGGGGUUUUCCCGGCCGUAGGGUGCAGCCGAACGACGACGUCUUUAGGUGGAAGUGGCCAUGGCAGCAACACGAGGCAGAUGGCUCCGAGCCCAGUGACUUGUAUACGCAGCAGCUCCUUGCACGCGCCCUACACCUGCGCCAGGGCCUACGUCGCGGCGAGAGCUCCCCCGUGAUCCCACGCUCGCACCUUAAACGAGAUGCGUCCGUUUCUGAAGCCGAAUCGUUCAUCAUCUCUAGGCCUUGGUUUAUCUUUCAGGUCGAAAUAGCCGAAGAAAGAGCGCGGCACUUUCGCCUCUCUAACGAGCAACGACAGCGCUAUCCACACUCGGCCCACAUGCAAGUCAUCGAGUGGUGGAAAGAGCGUGGGGACUGGAGAGAUGAGUUCAAUAGAACCGACUGCGUUACUUCCUGGAAAUGGUCGCACGAGUCUCCCUCCCCAGAGCCUGAAGAUCUGACCCCCAUCAACAACAUGACAUCCAGCCCACUGGACACCGCAGAUAUAGACUUCACUGCCUCCGAGGUUGAUGAUCUAGAGACCAUUGAGCUUCCGCCUUCUGAACACCCCCCACAUUUCUGGACCAUCCCUGAUGGAUUCGGGUUUCGGACUUAUCCUGGACAAACCAUAGACGUCAGCGCAAGUGUUGAGCAAUUGGCUCGGGAUUUUCCGCCUCCCUCCGUUCCCAACCCGAUUAGACUCUUCGGGCCAACUUCACCGCCCCCAAAAGAACAUGAGGACGCGUCCCUGGAACUCGAAGAGAAGUUAUCCACGCCGCCGCAACAAGACCUCAUGAGCCCUCCACCACAGAACCCGCAGCGCCGGAGUCAGCGCCAGCGCCAAGCGCAGGGUAAGGUUACCAAGGCCAAAGACCAGAACACUCCCCCGCCACCCCGUCGUAGUGCCAGAAUCGCUGGCAUGAAACGCCCCGCCGACCCGCUGCCUUUGCAAGCAGCGCCGAACAAGAAACCCAGAGGUAGAGCAACACCAAAGGCCGCAGUACCUGCCACUCAGCAUACCACGCCAAAAACUCGGCGCAGGAAGCCAGGACGUGUGGUCCCCGCACGCCCCCCGCCAAAGGAGUCAUCAAAGACUCGGUCCCGACGAACUCCGAGGAUAAGGAAGAAGACCUAGGAGUAGAACUAACAGGCGGUGGAAGAGCUGAGAAAAGGAUGCAGGAUGUGGAAGCGCCGGUAGCAACUCUCCACUAACCCCGCAACACCGAACGAUCAUCACCAUCAG